AUGGCCGAUCAAGAAACCAACAAUCCCGAAUCCCAGACUCCUACUACUACACCCAACAAGCCGAAGCGUGCGCCUCCCAAGCUGGGCAAGAAGAAUACUCCCACCAAGCAAGAGCAGACCCCACCGCCGUCCGAUCAGCAGGACGAAGAACCCGCGUCUGACGCUGAGAAUCACGACAACGAGGAGCCCGUCCAGCAAGAGCCAGACUCGGAUCACGAAGACAACGAAGACCAGGCCGAAGAACAACCUGAACCUCAACCCCAACAAGAACCAGAAGACCAACGCAUCAACCGCCGUCGCCGCCGCCCGCGUCCCCGUCCCCAAGAAUCAGACGUCGAAUCCGUCAAGCGCAGCGACAUGGACGGCCAGCCGCAACAACGCCAGCGCACUCGCCGCACCCGCCAGGCCCAGCAGCAGCAGGGGGAGGGCCAAUCCGACGGCGGUCCACUCGGUGGACUCGGCGGCGUGGACCAGGCCGGCCAACUGGUGCAGAACACAGCUGGUAAUGCCUUGAACGGGGUGACUGGCAGCGCGGGCAAGGCCGUUGGUGGUAUACUAGGUGGUGGACAGAAGGACGACAAGGAGGAGGAUGGUGGACGCGAUGAGCAGUUGCGUCUCCGGUUGGACCUGAACUUGGAUAUUGAGAUUCAGUUGAAGGCUAAGAUCCAUGGUGAUCUUACGCUAGGGUUGCUGUUAGUACUGCCCUUUCUUUCUCCAUACCCUCCCUCCCCUGUCACCGUAUAUUCUGGACAAUACCCUCUUAUCAUUCUAAUCUCUGCUUGCUGGAAUUUCACUGACUGA
Penicillium lagena is the source of this 801-nucleotide messenger RNA. RefSeq lists its product as uncharacterized. Lineage: Eukaryota; Fungi; Ascomycota; Eurotiomycetes; Eurotiales; Aspergillaceae. The transcript has a single exon. The coding region runs from base 1 to 801 and encodes 266 amino acids. The record is from RefSeq and is a predicted model, not a curated record.